Messenger RNA from Prorocentrum cordatum, 735 nucleotides. NCBI's taxonomy places the organism in Eukaryota, Dinophyceae, Prorocentrales, Prorocentraceae. The record is from the annotation of a GenBank genome assembly.
AUGGUCGAGAAGUACGGGCGCCCUGGCCAGACCGACAACGAGGGCUUCGAUCCCUACGCGGACACCGUCGGGCCUGGCAUAUACGGUGGCAUCGUGAAGCGCGACCCCGGCACCGGCGAGGUUGUGAUUGGCCGCCAGUAUCAGAACCACAAUCCUCGGCCUGGGCCGGUGUAUGCUGGGGGCGGCUACACCCCGAUCAACAACGCGCUGCGGAAGGGCGAGGCGACCCUCCGGCCUCUGCUGGACAAGUACCCCGACCUCGUGGACGACGUCUCCACGGGGGGCGCGCGCCCGCUGCACAUGUGCGGCAUGGGCCGGGACAACCAGCACGCCGCCGCCUUCCUCAUCGAGCGAGGCGCCGACAUCGAGGCGCUGGACACCUACGGCAUGACGCCACUGCACCGCAUGGCGUCCAACAACCUGCCAGCCGGGGCCCGCGCCCUGCUGGAGGCCGGCGCGGACCCAGACCACGCGGGCGGGUGCUCGAGUCGGAUAGCGAAAAGUUGCAUCAACAUGUCUAUACACAUAUAUAUAUAUAUAUAUAUAUAUACACGUAUAUAUAUAUAUAUAUAUAUAUACAUGUGGGUAUACUGUCGAGCUUGGUUAAUUAGUUGGUCGACCCUGCUAAGUCAACGGUAUCGUUGUGUCCUGCGCUUCGCGGCCCAUGCAUUCUAUAUUAUGUUGGCAAUGUUGUCCUCGGAGAGGUCUUGGUUGACGGGGCGAGUACGAGGGUAA